CAUAUAAUUAUCAUAUAUAAAAAUAUACAUAUCAUGGCAGUUGGUACAGUGACGUCAUCACCAUUAGGCCCACCGGCUAAUGAGAAAGAUGCAAAAGCUCUUCAGUUUAUAGAAGAGAUGACUAAAAACUGUGAUUCGGUUCAAGAAAAUGUUUUGUGUGAAAUUUUGACACAAAAUGCUGAAGCUGAGUACCUACAAAAAUGGAACCUUGGCGGCGCCACCGACCGGAAAACCUUCAAGUCCAAGGUUCCGGUUGUGUCGUACGAUGAUCUCCAGCCGUACAUCCAACGUAUCGCUAAUGGAGACCGUUCUCCUAUUCUCUCUUCACACCCCAUUUCUGAGUUUCUCACAAGUUCUGGGACAUCAGCUGGGGAAAGAAAGUUGAUGCCAACAAUUGCUGCAGAAAUGGACCGCAGGCAGAAAUUGUAUAGUCUGCUCAUGCCUGUCAUGAACUUGUACGUGACCGAUUUAGACAAAGGCAAGGGACUAUACUUUUAUUUCAUAAAGGCCGAAACAAAAACCCCAAGUGGUUUAGUAGCCCGACCCGUUCUCACAAGCUACUACAAAAGCAACCAAUUCAAAACCCGACCCUACGACCCAUACAACGUGCUCACUAGCCCGAAUGAAACCAUCCUUUGUGUCGAUUCCUUUCAAAGCAUGUACUCUCAAAUGCUUUGUGGUCUCAUUUAUCGUGAACAAGUCCUUCGUUGUGGGGCCGUUUUCGCUUCCGGGCUUGUUCGGGCCAUCAAGUUUCUUACAUUGAAUUGGAAACAACUUGCCCUUGAUAUCGAAACCGGGUUCUUGAACCCCAAAAUUACUGACCAAGAUAUCCGGGCUUGUAUGUCUAAAAUUUUGAAACCUGACCCGAACUUGGCCCGUUUCGUUAGGGAUGAGUGUUGUGAUGAGAAUUGGGAAGGGAUAAUAACCCGAAUUUGGCCCAAUACUAAAUAUCUUGAUGUCAUUGUGACUGGGGCUAUGGCUCAGUAUAUUCCCAUCCUUGAUUUUUACAGCGGUAAUUUACCUCAAACUUGUACCAUGUAUGCCUCAUCUGAGUGUUACUUUGGGUUAAAUUUAACCCCAAUGGUUAAACCAUCUGAAGUUUCUUAUACCAUUAUGCCAAACAUGGGUUACUUUGAGUUUAUCCCACAUGACUCAGCCAACUCGGUUACUAAGCCUAAUAAUGACUCACCGAGUCAACUCCUUGACCUUGCUGACCUGGAACUCGGAAAGGAGUAUGAGCUAGUGAUCUCAACUUACUCGGGUCUCUGUCGUUACCGGGUUGGUGACAUUCUUCGGGUCACUGGGUUCCACAAUUCUGCCCCACAAUUCAAGUUCAUUAGAAGGAAGAAUGUUUUGCUAAGUAUUGAUGCUGAUAAAACCGACGAAACCGAGCUGCAAAGCGCCAUCGAAAAGGCUUCUGAGCUGCUGAAGGAGUUCAACACUGCUGUUGUGGAGUACACAAGCUAUGGGGAUACUAAAACAAUUCCGGGCCAUUAUGUUAUUUAUUGGGAAUUGUUGGUGAAAGAUCCGGGUCAUGGGCCAAGUCAUCAGGUUUUGGAUCAAUGUUGUUUGGCUAUGGAAGAGUGUUUGAAUUCAGUUUAUAGACAAAGUCGGGUCGCGGAUAACUCAAUUGGCCCGUUGGAGAUUCGUGUUGUGAAGAAUGGGACUUUUGAAGAGUUGAUGGACUAUGCAAUCUCACGAGGCGCAUCGAUAAACCAAUAUAAAGUUCCGAGGUGUGUUAGUUUCACACCGAUCAUGGAGCUUUUAGAUUCGAGGGUCGUAUCGACCCAUUUUAGCCCGAGUGCACCACAUUGGGUUCCCGAACGACGUUUCUAAGUUGGCGAACGUUGUUAGUGACAAAACGAGAAUGAAGGAGGUAAUCUUUAGGUUCAUAAAAGUGAAAGGGUAUGAUGUGUUGGUUUAAAGAGUAAAGAAUGUAAUUUGUAGGUUCCAAAAUGUCAAGGGUGAAAUGUGUACGAUUAGAAAUUGAAGGGAGUAAUGUGUAGGUUUAGAAAGUACUUGUAAGAAAAAUGUGAUUGUUGAAAUGAUGACUUUUUUCCCCUUGUA
This is a messenger RNA of Erigeron canadensis, 2067 nucleotides long. Its product is annotated as probable indole-3-acetic acid-amido synthetase GH3.1. Lineage: Eukaryota; Viridiplantae; Streptophyta; Magnoliopsida; Asterales; Asteraceae. Bases 34 to 1836 code for a protein of 600 amino acids. The transcript has 3 exons. The record is from RefSeq and is a predicted model, not a curated record. Gene Ontology annotation, cellular component: cytoplasm. Gene Ontology annotation, molecular function: acid-amino acid ligase activity.